Molecule: messenger RNA, 1596 nt
Organism: Annulohypoxylon truncatum
Lineage: Eukaryota; Fungi; Ascomycota; Sordariomycetes; Xylariales; Hypoxylaceae
Product: DNA glycosylase
Exons: 1
Coding region: 131-1480 (449 amino acids)
Biological process (GO): base-excision repair; base-excision repair, AP site formation; nucleotide-excision repair
Cellular component (GO): nucleus
Molecular function (GO): DNA-(apurinic or apyrimidinic site) endonuclease activity; DNA binding; oxidized pyrimidine nucleobase lesion DNA N-glycosylase activity
Source: RefSeq, a predicted model, not a curated record
CAUACGCCCCUUCUUGGGUAAGUACCUAUGUAAUCAGGGGAAGGACAAGCCUCGUUCGAAAUUCAACGACGACAAACAGUAUGGUACGCUAUCAAGCAUAUCAAGAAUCACCUACAAGAUUACCAGCCCAAUGCCUCCUCGACCGGUAGUCUCGCCGCCACGCCGGAUCACCAGAUCCUCGCUUGCGCGCUUCCGCUUUGGCGACGGUAACUCCAGCUCCAGCUCUAAGGAGAACUCGACUCCUCCUCCCGCCACCGACAUCGAAGACGUGAUCCCGAACACGACGUCCGUACGGAAGCGAAAACGCACCACGACCAUCCUCGAAACCCCAUCUUCCCUCGCUUCGUCCCCGCGGCGCGCUACCAAGGUAGAGAAGAUCGAAGAAGAGACCGAGACUAAGAAAACGUCAGCCCCGCGACGUCAACGCAAGCCCGCCCGCAAGACCGUCGACGCGGAUACAGGAGAGUCCAAGGUCGCCGCACCGUCAGACUGGGAGGAGAUGUACGACGCCGUGAAAGCGAUGCGGCAGCCCGGGGGCGCGGCCGCCAACGCGGCCGUCGACACCAUGGGGUGCGAGCGUCUGGCGCUCGCCUCGGCGAGCCCGCGGGAUCAGCGCUUCCAAACCCUGAUCGCGCUGAUGCUCUCGUCGCAGACCAAAGACACCACCAACGCGGUCGCCAUGAAGCGCUUACAAACGGAGCUACCUCCCCACGCGCCGGGCGCGCCCGGCGGUCUGAACCUCGAAAACAUUCUCGCCGUCGACGCGGAGCGUCUGAACCAGCUGAUCUGGGCGGUCGGCUUCCACAACAACAAGACCAAAUACAUCAAAGCGGCGGCCGUGAUCCUGCGCGACGAGUGGGCGGGCGACAUCCCGGACACGGUGGAGGGCCUGGUGGCGCUUCCCGGGGUGGGCCCGAAGAUGGCGCACCUGUGCCUGUCGGCGGCGUGGGGGCGGACGGAGGGGAUCGGCGUCGACGUGCACGUGCACCGCAUCACGAACCUGUGGGGCUGGCACGCGACCAAGAACCCCGAGGAGACGCGGCUCGCGCUGCAAGGCUGGCUGCCGCGCGACCGCUGGCGCGAGAUCAACUGGCUGCUCGUCGGCUUCGGGCAGACCGUCUGCCUGCCCGUCGGCCGGCGCUGCGGCGACUGCGAUUUAGGGUUGCGCGGCCUGUGCAGGGCCGCCGAGAGGAAGAAGGUUGCCGAGGGGAGGAGGGUCAGGGAGAGCGCUACGGUGGUAGAGAAGACGGAGAUUAAGGACGAGGGUGACGGGGCGAAGGUCAAGGUGGAGGUUAAAGAGGAGGAGCGGGAGGAAGAGGUUGUUGAGCGGGACGUCGUUGUUAAUGAGAGUGCGGAAAAUCUGAAGAAGGAAGAAUCUACAGAUGAUUUCGAGGAUAGAGGCAAGCUCGAAGAGAAGCCAGAAAGUUCCCCGGAACAAAGACCAGCGUCAAAAGGGUCGCGAAGGCCGCGAAAGGGAUAAUACCAGGUUUACGGUUAGGUCACUAUACGAAUGGGAUUGAGCAGAAUGUCAAGUAUCAUAGGGGCACGAUGGGACUAUAGAAGCAUCUAAUGUGUAUGAAAAUCAAAUUGUCUUCG